Tachysurus fulvidraco (yellow catfish) is the source of this 231-nucleotide messenger RNA. It is a transcript of the gene ost4, whose product is annotated as oligosaccharyltransferase complex subunit 4 (non-catalytic). Lineage: Eukaryota; Metazoa; Chordata; Actinopteri; Siluriformes; Bagridae. The coding region runs from base 2 to 115 and encodes 37 amino acids. Gene Ontology annotation, cellular component: oligosaccharyltransferase complex. The transcript is spliced from 2 exons. The record is from RefSeq and is a predicted model, not a curated record.
CAUGGUGACAGACGUACAGCUUGCCAUUUUUGCCAACAUGCUGGGAGUGUCACUGUUCCUGCUGGUGGUGCUCUAUCACUACGUGGCUGUCAACAACCCUAAGAAGCUGGAAUGAUUAUUACAUCAAGACAAUCAGAAGGUGAACGUUUGUGACUGGGGACCACCGAUGGGGAUGAUGCAGCCUGUAAAAUUGUUUUGUAGGAAAAUGUUAAUAAAUCUGUAAAUGUUAAA